AGUAUAAGAAGCAGAACACAGAAAAAAGCCCAAUAUUUAAUUCAGAACGCCAUCUCACACCUUGGACACAACCACAGGACCGAAUUAAGAUGAGAACUCACAUUCUGUUCCUUUUCUUAGCUGCUGUUGGGCUUCAACUUGCCAUUUCAGUGUCCGUGGCAUCGGAUCAACACAGUCAAGAUGAGAGCGAUGAAGAGGACAUCAGUGAACUACAGAAAAGAGAUCAGAUGGAAUUUGAUAUGACUGAAACCGAAGAUGAUCAGAGCUACGAGGAUGCAGCUCACCAUGAGGUGGAUCAAGAUGAAUUCUCUGAUGAUGAGGACAAUGAGACCCCACAAGGACCUGAGAACAUGGAAACUGAAUCUGAAGCGGAAUCUGAUGAGGAGGUGGAUGGCAUGAUGGGAAAACAAGCUGAAGUUGACCCUGGUGUUGCUGCAAAUUUAGAUGACGUCACUGAAGAAGAUGACACGGAAGAAGCUGAAGAGGAGUGAAGGCGAAGGACAAGGAAAAGCACAAGGCCCCAGCACCCGCCCUGUUCCGUACCUUUCCACAGGAAGAGCGAUGGACCGUCUCCCUCAGCCGCCUACACCUUUCCCAGUCAAUAAAAACAAUACCGGCCUCUGA
Molecule: messenger RNA, 624 nt
Organism: Anguilla rostrata (American eel)
Lineage: Eukaryota; Metazoa; Chordata; Actinopteri; Anguilliformes; Anguillidae
Exons: 12
Coding region: 90-491 (133 amino acids)
Source: RefSeq, a predicted model, not a curated record